This is a messenger RNA of Pygocentrus nattereri (red-bellied piranha), 1354 nucleotides long. RefSeq names its product proteasome 20S subunit alpha 6a (gene psma6a). Lineage: Eukaryota; Metazoa; Chordata; Actinopteri; Characiformes; Serrasalmidae. The transcript is spliced from 7 exons. Gene Ontology annotation, biological process: ubiquitin-dependent protein catabolic process. Bases 112 to 852 code for a protein of 246 amino acids. The record is from RefSeq and is a predicted model, not a curated record. Gene Ontology annotation, cellular component: nucleus; cytosol; proteasome core complex, alpha-subunit complex.
UGCUGUUUCCGGGAGUUGGUAAAGGUCCCUGUCGGUGCUGCUGCUGGUUGUAAAAUUAUUAAUUUUAAUAUUCUGAUUAUUAGUGUAUUAUUAGUGUGUUUUUUCCUCGGCAUGUCUCGCGGUUCGAGUGCGGGCUUUGACCGCCACAUCACCAUCUUUUCCCCGGAGGGAAGACUCUACCAAGUCGAAUAUGCUUUCAAGGCCAUUAACCAGGGAGGCCUUACUUCAGUAGCUGUCCGUGGGAAGGACUGUGCAGUCGUCGUCACGCAGAAGAAAGUGCCAGAUAAACUGCUGGAUUCCUCCACCGUAACUCAUUUAUUCAGAAUAACGGAAAACAUUGGCUGUGUGAUGACCGGCAUGACGGCUGACAGCAGAUCACAGGUCCAGAGGGCUCGGUAUGAAGCGGCUAACUGGAAGUACAAGUACGGCUACGAGAUCCCAGUCGACAUGCUGUGCAAACGGAUUGCCGACAUCUCCCAAGUUUACACGCAGAACGCAGAGAUGAGGCCGCUGGGCUGCUGUAUGAUUGUGGUCGGUGUGGACGAGGAGUGCGGCCCGCAGGUCUACAAGUGCGACCCUGCAGGUUAUUACUGCGGAUUCAAGGCCACUGCUGCGGGGGUCAAACAGACAGAAGCCACCAGCUUCCUGGAGAAGAAAGUGAAGAAGAAAUUAGACUGGACUUUUGAGCAAACAGUAGAGACUGCAGUCAGCUGCCUGUCCACAGUCCUGUCCAUUGACUUUAAGCCGUCGGAGCUGGAGGUGGGGGUGAUUACUACAGAGGAGCCACAGUUCAGAAUUUUGUCCGAGUCCGAAAUCGACACCCACCUCAUGGCGCUGUCCGAGCGGGAUUGAGGAGCAGAGCGCUUUCCUGCAGGAGGCGAAAACCGGAGCUUAAACUGUAAACACGACCGUGGGAAGCACUACAACAUAUCCUCAGUAUUUCAGGUCAAACUUGCUUUCUGCUGUUAAUUUAGCUUUUCCGUGCAGCAAAUUUUUUUUGAAAAAUUUUUUCAAUAAAAAAAGUGUUUUUUUGGACACGUUCUGGUUUCAUUCCCCCGUUUUUAUGUAGCGCCCGGCCUGUAUAUCAUGUUUGCUGGACUUCUCAGAAGUCUCCACCGUACGUCAGUGAAUAUUCCACAUCUGUUGUGCAUGCAUUAGCUGUUGUGUUUUACCUCAUCUGCUUACAAAAUCAGCCUCUUUCUCAACGUUUAUGUGGCAGAAUGGCCUUUUUCUGAGGAGUGGUUUACUGCAGAAAGAUGUGACUUCCUGUUUUGUUCAUUCAGAGUCAGUCAGCUGACUCGUCUCUCAGCCCUCGCGUCUGCAGAGCUGUACAUUAAAGUCUGUUUGCAGUUUU